GGGAUUCCUGGAGAAGCUGCAGUGUAGGGAUGCUCUAGACCGAGUCCUGCCCCCAGUGUCUUUCCACCUCUCCCUUUUGCAGUGGCGGCAGCAGCACCAGCAGCACUUUGCAGCCGGCAACUUGAAGCUGCACCCCGGGCCAGUCCCCUCCACUCCCUCCCCAUCCUCAGGGUGGUGCUCAGCUGAGAGACGGGGGCCCCGCGCCCCGAAAGGGGUGUGUGUAAGGUGGGGGCGGCCAGCUGGGACCAGCUCGUAGCCCUAGAAAACCUCCCCCACACCCACACCCACACACCCCUUUUGUGUUGCAGGCUGCCCCUCCGAGAGAGCGGAGGCAGCGAGAGGACGCUUGCCUCGCCCCGUCCGCGCGGGGACAGCAGUGGAGACCGAGUCCCGCAGCACCACCUCCGGGUCCUCCCUUUCAGGAAAACUGGAAAGGGGCGACUGGCAAGAGUUUGAUUGACACACGCCAUUAUUCAGAUUGGAAGACGACUCCUUUGCCUAUUGCGUCCUUCCCGGAAAUUGUGCUGCGAUUCUGAUUAAGAUAAAAAGCAUCUGAAGGAAAAGAACAAGAUACCCCAGAAUUGAUAACAAACAAGUUCCACCUGAACUUAAAAUGGUGAGCGAGAGUCAUCAUGAGGCUCUGGCAGCCCCACCUGUCACCACUGUCGCGACUGUUCUACCAAAUAACACCACCGAGCCCACCAGUCCUGGGGAAGGAAAAGAAGAUGCUUUUUCGAAGCUGAAAGAGAAGUUUAUGAAUGAGUUGCAUAAAAUUCCAUUGCCACCGUGGGCCUUAAUUGCCAUAGCCAUAGUCGCAGUCCUUUUAGUCCUGACCUGCUGCUUUUGUAUCUGUAAGAAAUGCUUGUUCAAAAAGAAAAACAAGAAGAAGGGAAAGGAAAAGGGAGGGAAGAAUGCCAUUAAUAUGAAAGAUGUGAAAGACUUAGGGAAGACCAUGAAAGAUCAGGCCCUUAAGGACGAUGAUGCUGAAACUGGAUUGACUGAAGGGGAAGAAAAAGAAGAACCCAAAGAAGAGGAGAAAUUGGGAAAACUUCAAUAUUCACUAGACUAUGAUUUCCAGAAUAACCAGCUGCUGGUAGGGAUCAUCCAGGCUGCCGAGCUGCCUGCCUUGGAUAUGGGCGGCACAUCUGAUCCCUAUGUGAAGGUAUUUCUGCUGCCUGAUAAGAAGAAGAAAUUUGAGACAAAAGUCCACCGAAAGACCCUUAAUCCUGUCUUCAAUGAGCAAUUUACUUUCAAGGUACCCUACUCGGAAUUGGGUGGCAAAACCCUCGUGAUGGCUGUAUAUGACUUCGAUCGUUUCUCCAAGCAUGACAUCAUCGGGGAAUUUAAAGUCCCCAUGAACACUGUGGAUUUCGGUCAUGUAACUGAGGAGUGGCGUGAUCUGCAAAGUGCUGAGAAGGAAGAGCAGGAGAAACUGGGUGAUAUCUGCUUCUCCCUCCGUUAUGUCCCGACUGCUGGUAAACUGACAGUUGUCAUUCUGGAGGCCAAGAACCUGAAGAAGAUGGACGUGGGAGGCUUAUCUGAUCCUUAUGUUAAGAUCCACCUGAUGCAGAAUGGCAAGAGACUGAAGAAGAAAAAGACAACAAUUAAGAAGAAUACACUUAACCCCUACUACAAUGAGUCAUUCAGCUUUGAAGUACCUUUUGAGCAAAUCCAGAAAGUGCAAGUGGUGGUAACUGUUUUGGACUAUGACAAGAUUGGCAAGAACGAUGCCAUCGGUAAAGUCUUUGUGGGCUACAAUAGCACCGGGGCGGAGCUGCGACAUUGGUCAGACAUGCUGGCCAAUCCCAGGCGACCCAUUGCCCAGUGGCACACCCUACAGGUAGAGGAGGAAGUUGAUGCCAUGCUGGCAGUCAAGAAGUAAAGGGAAGAAGAAGCCUUUCUGCAUUUGCCUACAUAGUGCUCUUUAGCCAGUAUCUGUAAAUACCUCAGUAAUAUGGGUCCUUUCAUUUUCCAGCCAUGCGUUCCUAAUACAAUUCAGUGGUACUUCAGAUCCUGUUUUAAUUUGCACAAAUUUAAAUGUAGAGCACCCCCAGGUCCUUCAUCAUACCACUACCCUCCAAAUAUACUCUUCUUUUAAGCAAUAUGAUGUGUAGAUAGAGCAUGACUGAAAUUAUUUAUUGUAUCACACCGUUGUAUAUACCAGUAUGCUAAAGAUUUCUUUCUAGUUUGUGUAUUUGUAUGUUGUAAGCGUUUCCUAAUCUGUGUAUAUCUAGAUGUUUUUAAUAAGAUGUUCUAUUUUAAACUAUGUAAAUUGACUGAGAUAUAGGAGAGCUGAUAAUAUAUUAUAUGGUAAAUAUAGUAUCGUCUGCAUUCCAGCAAACUUAUCAACUUGUAAGGCACUAGUACAGUGAAACUGACAUCUUAAAGGACAACUUAAACCUGAGCUUUCUAUUAUCAUUUGAGAACCAAGAUAUACCUAUACACACCUACAUAGGUAAAUCCAAUUUUGUAGAAUUUCUUUACAGGCAAAUUAGCAUGAUCUGAAUAGCGUCCAGGCUGACCUCUAGGAAGAUAGCCACAAACCAGAAUAGCAUCUGUCUGUACAUAUCGACAAAGCUUAAAUCAGGGCUUCCCUCCUACAUUGGAGGAAGCAGCUGAAAAGAGUCAAUGAUUUCAUGUUACUGCAUAUAGAGUAAUGAAAUGAUGGAGUUCCAUGUGUGGAAAUGGGAGUGUGUGCGAGUGUGUGUGCGUGUGUGUGUGUGUGUGUGUGUGUGUGUGCGCGCGCGCGCGCGCAUUUGUCUGGGGAUGGGGUGGGUGGGAAGAAGCUGAGGGGAGUAGUCGGCAUUUCUGAAAUAUUGCCUGACUAUUUAAAAAGAAAAAUAGUAGCUCUCCAUUGUCACCUUUAUACAAAAUGUGCAUCCUGUGAACUCUGUUCCGGAUUUCACACUUACCAUAAUUCCAAAACAUUUGCACAUUAGACUUUGUAACAAAAUAUUUUAUUACAUGAACUCAGAUUAGAAGGAAUGCAGAAUAUUUUUAACACAGCAAUCUGUGUUUAUUACACAAAAUUACUUUGUGGUAAACAGACAGUAUUGUAAUCCCGUCAAAAGAUGAAAAAAAAAAACAAUAAUUAGCCAUAGUUCUGAAUGCACUUCAAUUAAGCCAAAACAGCUAGUGAUCUUUUUAUAUGCUCUUUUUACUUAUUAAGUUUUAAUUUGUCCUUUAAAAACAAAGGUGAAACAAAACCAAGAACAAGUUCUAGAAAACUGAAGCAACCUCUUAUGUAUACUAGAUGCUUGAUUUAGGAAGAGUUUUUAACUGUUUUCAAUGUUACCCUAUAGUAAAUGGCACUAUUAUGAAGCUACUAGUCAUUCCAUAAGAGUCUCCAAGGACUGCUCUGUGUAACACUGUGACUGCCGUGUGUGCUUAGACACGUAGUUUCCUCAGUGGAUAGCACUCAAUUUAUUCCUUAGUGAUCUUGUGACAAUACUGCCAUUCCCUUCUACUGCACUGCCCAAGGUGUGUGUAGCACAAACAGUUCUCAUUACAAAGGACCAAUUCUGAACUGAACCGCUAUGCAUAGGACAAGCAAAGCUACAUAGAAUGGGGUGGAACACACAGCUUUCUGUCAAGCACUGUGCAAUAUUUCCAUAUUUUUCCCCAUCAUGGUAGACAACCACUCUGUAGAAGGGCAGCCUGCCUGUCAGGCCACAUCUCGGCUUCUCUUGCAUUGCUUCUGUGACCCGUUUGAACUGCUUGGCCACAGCAAGCAAGUGAUGCCCCCAGGUGAAAACCUAUCUUCAGGGAUUCCAAAACCAAAUGGAGGAAACGAAGGGGAAGCCUCAUGUUCAGAUGGUAGGAGAUCAUGCCACGUUUAAAAACUCAAAGAGAAUUCACAAAGGGCUGACGGUAGGCUUCGAACAUGAGAAUGGCUGUUUCCUGAUAAAACUGGAAUUCCCAUCAUAAUUCUUUUCUCAGCAAAGCAGAGGCCAGCCUUUGGCCAUUUAGCCCGGUCAUAGCAAACUCUUUAGAACUGGGACCGUCACAAAGAACAGAAGAUCUCCCUCUCCUGUGGAUGGUCCGAACUUAAAUAUUAGAGAAUGCACUAGUCAUGAUGUGAUAUUAAAUAGUUCGAACACAUCUUUCCCAUUUAAAGGACCAGACCCUAUAAAAGAGAGGGAGUUGGCUGACUAUUUUUUAAAUUCCAGAAAUGCCAGAAGCUGACAUUUAGUUUCAUGGUCUUCAGCUUUAAUUUGUGCUGAAACAUUUGAAGACAAACAGGUUCGAGCUGCCGGAUACAUAUGAUUUCUUGCAUUGAAGUACUACUAGUGCAUUCUCUUGCAACACUGCCAGUCAUGGGGUUUUGACCCUAGAAUUAGUUGGUACUCUGCUGUCUCUCACAUGCCAGUGACCGAACCUGCUUCAAGACCAAGAUCCAUCCUCAAAUACGCCACAUGUACCUUCCUGACAGAGCUGUGUAAAGUAUUAGAAUCCAAUGCUCUAGAAAGAUCCUAGUUGCCUUUGUGUAUAUUUACUGCCUGCUUGAGUGUUUCUAUGUGUGGGUUUUCUCUGUACCUUGUAGAAAUGUUGGGGUGUUUUCCUCUGCCAUAUGGCUCGUGGCCCGCGAGCCAACUAAUUUAGCUGUAAUUUUACCUUCAUUUUUGAUGAGGUGGUUUAAAUUUUGUUUCAUUUUGUGUAGUGAAUUCCACAGUAGUUUUCUGAUUGUUGUUAAAAAAUGACUUAACAUAUUACACGGAUAUUCAAUAAAAAUGUUUUAUUUCCUGUU
This is a messenger RNA of Sorex araneus (European shrew), 4747 nucleotides long. It is a transcript of the gene SYT1, whose product is annotated as synaptotagmin 1. The coding region runs from base 614 to 1882 and encodes 422 amino acids. Gene Ontology annotation, biological process: calcium ion-regulated exocytosis of neurotransmitter; cellular response to calcium ion; regulation of dopamine secretion. NCBI's taxonomy places the organism in Eukaryota, Metazoa, Chordata, Mammalia, Eulipotyphla, Soricidae. Gene Ontology annotation, molecular function: clathrin binding; calcium ion binding; phosphatidylserine binding. The record is from RefSeq and is a predicted model, not a curated record. The transcript has 11 exons. Gene Ontology annotation, cellular component: axon; dense core granule; synaptic vesicle membrane.